This is a messenger RNA of Oldenlandia corymbosa var. corymbosa, 1740 nucleotides long. NCBI's taxonomy places the organism in Eukaryota, Viridiplantae, Streptophyta, Magnoliopsida, Gentianales, Rubiaceae. The record is from the annotation of a GenBank genome assembly.
AUGGAUGCUUUUAACAAAGUUCUAGAGUUCUUGGAAGAAAUGACGAAAAACGCGGAUGAGGUUCAAGAGAAAGUGCUAGAUGAGAUCCUGUCUCGAAAUUCUGGUGUUGAGUACUUACAGAGGCAUGGCCUUAAUGGUCAGAUUGAAAGGGAAACUUUCAAGAAGAAUAUGCCUGUGAUCAGUUAUGAGGAUAUUAUGCCAGAUGUUACUCGUGUUGCUAAUGGAGAUAAAUCCCAAAUCCUUUGCUCCCAACCCAUUUCUGGGUUCCUGAUGAGUUCUGGGACCUCAGCAGGAAAGCCGAAAUUGAUACCGACAACCGAGGAAGAGUCCGCGAGGAGGCAAUUUCAAUUCAUUCUUGUAAGGGCAGUGAUGAGCAAAUAUAUUCCUGAUCUGGACAAAGGUAAAAGAAUGUAUUUCCUCUUCACCAAACCUGAGGUAAAGACUCCAGGUGGACUAAUAGCAAGAACAGUUACAACUAGCUUUAGCAAAAACAGCGCACCUUUGAAGAAUGGCGCAAAUUUCAGUAGCCCGAUUGAGACUAUUCUCUGCCCUGACUCAUACCAGAGCAUGUACUCCCAAAUGCUUUGUGGUUUGUGCCUAAAUAAAGAAGUCAUCAGUGCUGGCGCUGUUUUAGCCUCGGGUUUCAUUCGAGCUAUUCGAUUCCUUGAAAAGCACUGGCAACUUCUGUGCAAUGAUAUCCGAACAGGUACUCUAAACCCGCAAAUCACAGAUCCUUCUGUGAGGGAUGCUGUGAUGAGACUCCUGAAACCAGACCAGCAGCUCGCUGAAUUUAUCGAAGAACAAUGUGGCAAAAAGGAGUCUUCUUGGAAAGGGAUCAUUAAUAAGUUAUGGCCUAAUACAGGGACAAUGUCGCAGUACAUCUCAAUUCUGGAUUACUAUUGCAAUGGCCUUCCUGUUGUUUGCAAAGUAUAUGCUUCUUCUGAGGGUUUUUUUGGUGUUAACCUUAACCCUCUCAGUAACCCAAGUGAGGUUUCUUACACUGCUAUUCCUACCCUUUGCUACUUUGAGUUCCUCCCUGCAGACAGGAACAAUGGUGUCACAAACAGUAUUAGUUCGCCCGGACCUCUCGAUGAUAAGGAGCAACAAAAAUUGGUUGAUCUUGUUGAUGUCAAAUUGGGACAAGAGUAUGAGAUUGUUGUCACAACUUAUGCAGGUCUAUAUCGCUACAGAGUUGGGGAUGUUCUCAAGGUGGCAGGGUUUAAGAACAAGACCCCUCAAUUCAACUUCAUUUGCCGGAAAAACGCAGUCUUAAGCAUUGAUAUGGAAAAAACUGAUGAGGCUGAACUACAAAGUGCUGUGGAAAAUGCAACAAGACAUUUGGUCCCAUUUGAUGCAAUGUUAAUUGAUUACACGAGCUUCGGGGACAUUGCCAGCAAUCCAGGACAUUAUGUUUUGUACUGGGAGCUUAGACAAAAUGGAUCAACCGAAAUUCCUCCUAAGGUUUUUGAAGAUUGUUGCCUCAGCAUUGAAGAGUCCCUCAACACUUUUUAUUGCCAAGGGCGCUUUUGUGACCAUUCGAUUGCUCCGUUAGAGAUCAAAAUUGUGAAGGCUGGCACAUUUGAUGAGCUCAUGGACUAUUCCAUCAGCUUAGGUGCUUCAAUCAAUCAAUAUAAAACUCCUCGCUGUGUGACAUUUGCACCAAUUGUUGAGCAUCUGAACUCCAGGGUUGUCUCGAGCUACUUUAGUCCGACAAGUCCCAAGCCCGAACCUGGUCAUUAG